AGCCGCGCGAUGUGGCUCGCCGUCCCGCGCGCGCCAGUCCGCGCCGCGCCGCCGCCGCGCUCGCCCGCCAACAUGACCGACCCCGCCAACUCCACCGACCCGUUCCGCGCGGAAAACUUCACGCGCACCAUGUUCAACAUCAGCGCGCUAGACUACUUCACCGAAAGCAUCGUCAGUGCCGUUAACAUUUAUUACACGCCUAUUUUGGUAAUAUUAGGGACGAUUGGCAACUUGUUAUCUAUUUGCGUGUUUUACACGUCCAAACUCCGUACUUUGAGCACUUCACAGUAUUUGACAGCGUUAGCCGUGUCGGAUACUGUGUUUAUUAUACAGUUACUUCCGCCAUGGCUAAACGCUGUCGAUGCUACAGGAUUGUUCCAUCGAGAGUACUUUUGUCAAGUUUUCGUUUACGUGUCAUACGUGUCAUGCAGUCUGAGUUCGUGGCUGGUGGUGGCGUUCACGGCAGAGAGGUUCGUAGCCGUGUUGCACCCCUUGAGACGCAACCUGCUGUGCACGGUGGAGCGCGCGCGCGGGGCCGUGCUGGCGCUGACGGCCGCCGCCGCCGUGCUCAACCUGCCCGUGCUGCGGUUCGCGACGCCGCUAAAGAACGACUGCAACAUCGACGUGGCGUACUACGACCACGCGGCACGGUUCAAUAUUGUGGACACGGCGGUGUCGUUCACGAUCCCGCUGGCGGUGAUCAUAGUGCUGAACACUUGGAUCACGGUGGGCGUGUGUCGGCUGGAGCGGGCGCGGCAGCAGCUGGUGCGCGCGGGGGGGCGCGGGCGGCGCGGGGGACGGGGCGCGCGUGGGCCCGUGCCGCCGCCGCGGUCGCAGCAUCGCGUCACCCGGAUGCUGCUCAUCGUGUCCACGGUGUUCGUGCUCUUCAACCUGCCGGCCUACACCAUGCGGAUCUGCGCCUACGCGAUGGACAUGGAGGGCACGGAGCACAGCGGCGUUUGGGGCGCGCUUCAGCAGCUGGCUCUCAUGUUCUUCAACACAAACUUCGGCAUCAACUUCAUCCUGUACUGCAUGAGUGGACAGAACUUCAGGCGAGCCCUGCGGCAGAUGCUGCCUCGGUGGUGGCGCCGCGAGCCGGCCGCCGUCGUGCGGGUCGACACGUCCGUGCCCGUGCGAGCUAGCAGCCUAUCAACGUCAGUGGUGAGCAUGGAGGGGGGCAGCGCGACGCCGCAUCUGCACCGGCGCGUGCGCACCGUGCAGCGCUGGAAGUUCGACAACACGAGGCAGCAGCAACAGCAGCAGCAGCGGCUGCAGCGGCUGCACGAGCUGCAGAACAACGGCGCGGAGGAGAUCGAGAUGCGGGCCAUCAAGGGCAGACGGUACGAUUAGUGAGCGCCGCACGCGGCCCGGUUCAGCUAGUCCGGGCCAUCCUCUGGACGGAUGGCCUCGGAAGCGCUACAGCGCGCAGACUCCCUCCAAGAAGGGGUCAUACAAACGGUCUUCAAGCGCUAGCAUCUAAAGAUGCUGGUCGUAGCGUAGAAGACUCACCAGAGGUCAGCGGCGGUUAUGACGUAUUGAAAUCUAAGACACCGCGUUCAUCAUUGGAAUUUGUAGUUUGUAAACGGGGACGAAUAUAGGGCUCUUUACAGACUCGGGCACAGCGAAAAAAAGAGUAUAGGUGGUAGCGUAUUUAAUUUUAGUAAGUAAAUCGGAUCAUGUUUAUUUGGACGAAAAAGGUAAUUGCUAUGAUGGACUUAGUUAGAUCAAAGAUUGUGACGAUAAGAUGGAUUUUAUAAGAACUAAUAAAAAUAUAAUAUAGCUAUAUUGUAACAAUACAUACCUAAUAAUGGAAAAAAAUGAAUCCAUACGCUUUAUAAUUACAAGUUUUGUAACAAGAUACGACUAUCAUACAUAGGUACUCUAUAACAUACAUAUUUUAAAUGUUUAAUACAUAUAAGUAAAUCGGAUCAUGUUUAUUUGGACUAAAGAAAUAAUUUGCUAUGAUGGACUUAGAUAGAUCAAAGAUUGUGACGAUAAGAUGGAUCUAGAAGAACUUAUAAAAAUAUAAUAUAGCUAUAUUGUAACAAUACAUACCUAACCAUGGAAAAAAAUGAAUCCAUACGCUUUAUUAAUUACAAGUUUUGUAACAUGAUACGACUAUCAUACAUACCCUACAACAUACAUAUUUUAAAUGUUAAUAAUACACAUAAGUUUAGUACGUAGGUAUUUACCCGAUCGUCAUUAAACAAAUCACUCAUUUACUAUGCACACUUUUGAACAUAUAUUUAUUUAGAAACUAGUUGAAUUACCACAAAAAUGUUUAUCAGAUUUAGCAGGUGCUUAAUUAGUAACACCUUAAAAAAGUCUAUAGACAAUUGAAAAUUUUUAGUACAAAGUAAACAGGAAUAAAUAAAAAUACCUAGUCUCUACUCACUAGUAAUAUAGAGUAAACUAUCAUAUUACUGACACGAUACUGCGCAUGAUGCAAAC
Molecule: messenger RNA, 2451 nt
Organism: Plutella xylostella (diamondback moth)
Lineage: Eukaryota; Metazoa; Arthropoda; Insecta; Lepidoptera; Plutellidae
Gene: NGR-A18
Product: neuropeptide receptor A18
Biological process (GO): G protein-coupled receptor signaling pathway
Cellular component (GO): plasma membrane
Molecular function (GO): G protein-coupled receptor activity
Source: RefSeq, a predicted model, not a curated record